UGGAUCUGGGAGGGCGGCCGCUGCGGCUGCGGGAGCGGAGAGGCUGCCAGUUCCCGGCAGCGCUGGGAGGAGGGAGGCGCGGGCGGGGCGCGGGCGGGGCGCGGCGCCGGGGAGGGGAGCGGCGCGCAGGGGAGGGCAGGAGGGGAGGGAAGAAGAGAGAGAGAGGAGGGCGGCACCGCCCCUAGCCCAGAGCUCCGGAAGUGAAGCGGCCAGACCACCGGAUAAUGGAUGCGGAGCGGAGGGCUCGCUGACCGCUCUCCGCGCCUCGGGCAGCUUGGCUUGGCUGAAGCUAAGACAGACACAUCAUUGUGUGGAGGUGGGUGACGUCUUCUUGUGGUAGAAGGUGCAUAAAUAAGCUCCUCAACUCUUGCAGAACACUCGGGAACACAAAAACAGGAAUCCAAGGCGCCCUACUGGGAGACUUCUCUCCAAGAGUUCUGGGUGCCAUAGUGGAAGGCAUUUUCCCACCCACUGGAGAGAGGCGAAACAUCAGAGAUCAGGAGGCUGUGGAAAAAGCAGCUGUCCCAGGUGCCUCAACUGUCAGAGAAGCGUCGGUGCCACGUGGCUGCCAGCAUCUUUGAGAAGAUCAUCUGCAGACUUCAGGGCUGCAGGCAGAGGUGUGGUUAGAACUGACUUAGAACUCAGGUCUAAAGACCACAAGAAGUCCUGAGUUCUUGCCACUGGGUAGGGCAGGGUUAUUUGUCCAGAAAACUUUGUGACUAUCUUGGAGUGACCUAACCUGGGACCCAUUCACUGGUGGGUUCUAAGGUUAGAAGCUCAUCCAGGAUACUUUCAAUACUAAGUCAGUGCAUAGCAACCACUAAUAGGUUGGUACCCAUAGAGUCGGAGUGGGUCAGUUCUUGGGAAGAUGGCACUGGCACUCUUAGAGGACUGGUGCAGGCUGAUGAGUGUGGAUGAGCAGAAGUCACUAAUGGUUACUGGGAUACCAGCGGAGUAUGAGGAGGCUGAGAUUAAGGAGGUCCUUCAGGAGACUUUAAAGUCUCUGGGCAGGUAUAGAUUGCUUGGCAAGAUAUUCCGGAAGCAGGAGAAUACCAAUGCUGUCUUGCUAGAGCUUCUGGAAGAUACUGAUGUCUCAGCUAUCCCCAGUGAGGUCCAGGGAAAGGGGGGUGUCUGGAAGGUGAUCUUUAAGACUCCCAAUCAGGACACGGAGUUUCUGGAAAGGCUGAACCUCUUUCUAGAACAAGAGGGGCAGACCAUCUCGGGUAUGUUUCGAGCCCUGGAGCAUGGGGGCGUGUCUCCAGCCACCGUGCCCUGCAUCUCACCAGAAUUACUGGCCCAUCUGUUGGGACAGGCAAUGGCACACGCGCCUGUGCCCCUGCUACCCAUGAGAUACCGGAAACUGCGAGUGUUCUCGGGAAGUGCCGAGCCAGCCCCGGAGGAAGAGCCUUUUGAGGUCUGGUUGGAACAGGCCACGGAGAUAGUCAAAGAGUGGCGGGUAACAGAGGCAGAAAAGAAGAGGUGGCUGGCGGAGAGCCUGCGGGGCCCUGCCCUGGACCUCAUGCACGUGGUUCAGGCAGACAACCCGUCCAUCAAUGUGGAACAGUGUUUGGAGGCCUUUAAGCAGGUGUUUGGGAGCCUGGAGAGCCGCAGGACCUCCCAGGUGAGGUACCUGAAGACCUAUCAGGAGGAGGGAGAGAAGGUGUCGGCCUAUGUGUUACGGUUAGAAACCCUGCUCUGGAGAGCCGUGGAGAAACGCGCCAUCCCGCGGCGCAUCGCGGACCAGGUCCGCCUGGAGCAGGUCCUGGCCGGGGCCACUCUUAACCAUACGCUGUGGUGCCGGCUCCGGGAGAUGAAGGAUCAGGGCCCGAUCCCCAGCUUCCUUGAGCUAAUGAAGGUAAUACGGGAAGAGGAGGAGGAAGAGGCCUCCUUUCAGAAUGAGAAUAUCGAAGAGCCAGAGUUAGGAGAUGGCUAUGGCCGCUGGGAUCAUGAGGGGGAGGACUGAAAACCACCUGAGUGCAGGACCCACAGCCAGUGGGCCUAGGGACAUGCGCCUUGCUAGGCUAAGACCUUGAAAGAAUUUUUUUCUUUAAUGUAUGGGACUGAAAUCAAGGCAUGAAACCCAAUUAUUGACCUUCCUUCCUUCCUUCCUUUUUUCCUUCCUUCCUUUUUUCUUUCCUUCCUUCAUUCCUUCCUUCCUUUUUUUCUUUCUUCCCUUCCUUCUCUCCUUUCUUCCUUUGUAUUUUUCUUUUUCCUUUCUUCUUUCUUUCUUGGGUCUCACUCUCAUCACCCAG
Sapajus apella (tufted capuchin) is the source of this 2252-nucleotide messenger RNA. It is a transcript of the gene PNMA2, whose product is annotated as PNMA family member 2. The transcript has 3 exons. The record is from RefSeq and is a predicted model, not a curated record. NCBI's taxonomy places the organism in Eukaryota, Metazoa, Chordata, Mammalia, Primates, Cebidae. The coding region runs from base 869 to 1963 and encodes 364 amino acids.